AUGGCAAAGUGUGUCACCGUCGCGCUCCUGCUACUGGUGGUGCUCGUGUCCUGCGAAGGGAGGGAGCUGAAAGAGAAGAACGGCGCACUCGCAGCUACACGCGGUGCCGGUGCAGGUGGCGGCAUCGACGAGUCGAAGAUUUUGGGGUUGCCUGAGUUGCCGCUUACCACAACCAUUACGGGCCCGGUGGUGGUGCUUCCUGCACUUCCUGGGAUCCCUGCUCAUCCAUGA
Messenger RNA from Triticum turgidum subsp. durum (durum wheat), 231 nucleotides. The record is from the annotation of a GenBank genome assembly. NCBI's taxonomy places the organism in Eukaryota, Viridiplantae, Streptophyta, Magnoliopsida, Poales, Poaceae.